Molecule: messenger RNA, 1002 nt
Organism: Corticium candelabrum
Lineage: Eukaryota; Metazoa; Porifera; Homoscleromorpha; Homosclerophorida; Plakinidae
Exons: 1
Coding region: 1-1002 (333 amino acids)
Biological process (GO): DNA integration
Molecular function (GO): nucleic acid binding
Source: RefSeq, a predicted model, not a curated record
AUGCCUGCAGUCGAUUACCCUUACGACUACCGUCGACAACUGAGGAAGAACAACCAGAGACAAUUCAAUUCUUACAGCAACUGGAAUCGUCAUCAGUAUUGGCAAGAGAUGUUAGAAGAUGGACAGAACAAGAAAGACUCUAUACUGUCUAGGGUACAAUAUUAUGUUCAUCAUGGUUGGCCCAAUAAACCACUAAUUGAAGCGUUAACUCCUUACUGGCGAAGAGCAAGUGAGUUAUCUAUAGAAGAGGGAUGUGUAUUAUGGGGUAGUGUGAUUGUACCACCACAAGGGCAACAACGAGUUUUGGAGGAGUUACAUGCUGGUCAUCCUGGUGUGGCACAGAUGAAAGGCUUAGCCAGAACAAUAGUCUGGUGGCCAGGACUGGAUGGGGACAUCGAACGCAAGGUCCAAGGUUGUUCUAGUUGUCAAGAGACAAGGAAUGCACCACCCAAAGCUCCAUUUCAUCCCUGGUGUUGGCCUCAUCAGCCGUGGAUGAGGGUGCAUGUGGACUACGCUGGACCCUUGCUAGGAAAAAUGUUUCUUUUAUUAACCCACUUGAAGUGGAUUGAAGUAGAACCUGUAGAAUCAGUGACGACGAAAACUACGUUGGAAAAGUUAAGGAAAAUUUUCUCAACUCAUGGAAUUCCUGACAAACUGCUAUCAGGCAAUGGGUCAGUAUUCACCAGUCAAGAGUUUACCGAUUUUGUAAAAUCGAAUGGAAUCAACCACAUCAAAACAGCAACGUAUCAUCCGUCAAGUAAUGGGCUGGCGGAAAGAGCAGUACAAGUGUUGAAGAAGGGACUGUCGCUAACAAAACAAGGAACCUUGACAUAUCGCUUGACACAAGUGUUGUUCAGCUACCAGAUUACACCGCAUUCCACGACAGGAAUAUCACCUGUGGAAUUAAUGCAAAUUACGGUCACGUUUAGAUUUGUUACACCCCAACUUGGAGCAAACGGUACACAAAAAACAAUGGCAACAGAAACAUUUCUACAAGGGUAG